UCGACGCCGCGCGACUUCGCGAGCAUCGCUCGCGCGAGUGUCGUCAACGCAGGCGGAAAGCAGCCCCGAAGGUUGAAGACGAUGUGUGAUUGAGAUCUGUCUGGCUCACCGCGAACACGGAUCCUCUUCUUCGUCUGCCCAGUCAAAGGUGCACGCUCGACAACGACGACGACGACGACGACGACGACAACGACAACGACAACAACACACGGCGCGCCUCUCUUUCAUUUUAAAUAUAACGGUGUAUAAAUAAGUAUGAGCAAUAGCGGGAGUGCGCGGCGAGGCUCCUCGCGUCGCCACCGCCGUUGAUUUUUCUGCCAUACGCGCGCGCGGAUACGCGUUGUUUAUCCACGCGCUCUCCACGUUAUAGAAAGAAAGAGAGAGAAAGAGCGAGAGAGAGAGAGAGAGAAAGAAAAAGAAGGACCGAAAGCGGGAAACGAGCGGGAGUGAGAACGUGAAAACGAGGGGUGCACAUCACACAUCUCGUCGGAUGCACACACUCCGGACAACCGUGAUUUUUUUCUCUCGUUUCUACACGCCGUUCUUUGUGUAUGCAACACCCGAACGUCAUCAAGAUAGGCUUGAGAUCUAGAAGAAACAAAGGUCAACUGCUCUUUGUGGCAAGCAUUUAGUACACUGGAAUGUACUCUGACAAAAAUGUCAAGGAAGUCUUGGAAAUUCCACUUGAAAAGCACAUAGAUAUAUUCAUACUUCUGGAAACAAGCAUUUUUUAGAUCGAUUGUAAGUUUAUAUAAAUGAUGAGGAAUAUUUAUCACCAAACUUCAAUUGAGCUUCUUAAACUUAACGAUCAUCUGUACACUUUGUAUACAAGAAAUAUACGUGAUGCUGUUGUUUCCAAACUGCUUGCAGCUGUGCGACAAGCUGCGGCAUGAUGCUGAAGACUGUCCCGAAUGUACCGAUGCCUGUAUAAUGUUAGAAGAAUUCUGCAUAUUUGCCACUGAACUGGCACGUCUGUGCGAGCGAGGAGCAGCUGCUGUUCCUAUGAACGCCUCUCGCUCAUUACACGGUGAUGGAAAGGACACUAAUCACAAAAUUGGUUCAAAGAGAAUGGCAUAUGAGGUAUUUUUGGGCGGGUCUUGUAAUCCAACCACCUGGAGGUCAGACAUAGCAAUACCGACUCUUCAGAACCUCGGAAUUACUUACUACAAUCCUCAAGUGUCGCAAUGGGGUCCGGAAUUGAUAGCUCAGGAGUACGAGGCGAAGCAAACGGCGCGGGUUUUACUGUUUGUCAUCGACAACCAGACGCGCAACAGUGCGGGCAUAAUCGAAGCAGCUCAACUGGCAGCUACGCGCAGCGAGUCCCUGGUUCUCGUUAUUUAUCCGUAUCGCAAGGGACAAACUAUUCUCGGAGAAACCGUUUCUACACGAGAAUAUUACGAUUUAAUGAACGGGUUGCUAGUACUUCAGUAUCUAAUGGAGCGGCAAAGGAUACCGAUAUUCGAAAGCGUGUCAGUUGCCCUUCAUUGUACGUCGAAGAUGUUACGCGAAGAAAUCAACGUACAAGAUUGCACGGAUUUGUAUACCGAGGAUGGCAUCAGACCUAUAAGAAUCUCGCUUACUCAGAAUGGAACGGAUGCGAUGUCAUUGCGAGAGAUUUUCGAAUCUAUAGAUGUUAAUGAUAGCGGUACGGUAAAAUUAGUGGAUGCGUGGAUAAUGUUGCAGUCAAAUCCGAUGUGCAACAAUGUGUCUCUGUCCGAUGCGCUUAACACAGUAAAUAAAUCCGAAAUGUACAGAACGUUGAUUGACGGAUUCCCGGGAAAGAGCGAUCCGAAGGAAUUGCGAAUCAAUUUCGAACAGUUUUGCGCUUUGGCUAACGAGUCAUCGUGGAUGAGGACGAAGAGUAACGGCAUUUCUUGUGAAAAUUGGGCAAAUUCCCUCGUCCAGGAAUCCGAGAAAAGAGACAUUUACAUCGGCGUAGUUAGCAAAGAUCUGUUUUGGUUAGAAUCUUCCGCAGUGCCGUUGAUAGAGUCAAUGAAAUUGUCCAUGUACCGACCAAACCUGAACGAGUACAAUGUAAGAGUAUUGCCGCAGGAGUUGCAGAAGAUAAAGAACUCGCGGCUCACUCUGUUGAUAGUGCCGCAACAUUCGCGCGGUAUUGCCAUUAUGGCUUUGGCAGCUCAUUUGAUCGGACUGCGCGCUAAGCUUGUCCUUUGUGUUCAAACUCUUCCUGAGGAUUCUAUCGUGUCUGGUGAACAACUGACUGAACAAGCCAGAAAAGACUACAACCGGGGGAGGAUGUACCUGUCGGAUUAUGCGACGCGCGAAGGUGUACCUGUUUUUCAGAAUAUCGCUGAUGCUCUGCAACACGCGAUACAAUUAGUUCAAAGUCCCUGUUGACUUAAUUGCUCUUUAUCGUUUUUUCUUUUUUUUCUAUUUUUUUUUUUUUUCUCAUAGUAAGCUCCUCCGCUCGACGACUAAUUUAUUUUUACUUUUAACAAUGUCCAGCUACCAUUUGAGAUCCACGAUAGAUACGAUAAUUAUUAUUCCUAGAAAAAGAGACUACUAAUUAUAGUAAUUAAUUCUGUGCUGUUGGCACAUUAAGAUACUUUUUUUCUCAAGAUACGUGUUUUAUUGCGAUCGUUACAUAGCUAAAUGCUACUUAUACACUUUAUACAUCGUUAAUAGUAUCAUUUGUUCGUAUGUUAUCACUGUUAAUUAAUUUUUAAAUUCUUGACAAAGUUGAAACACGAUAAGCAGUCAAGAUAUUUUUACUUUCAUCAAGUUUAUUCCAUUUGUUAAUUAAUAAUUUAUUAUGAGCGCACGGCAUUUCUCGAGC
Molecule: messenger RNA, 2797 nt
Organism: Pseudomyrmex gracilis
Lineage: Eukaryota; Metazoa; Arthropoda; Insecta; Hymenoptera; Formicidae
Exons: 15
Coding region: 844-2358 (504 amino acids)
Cellular component (GO): plasma membrane
Source: RefSeq, a predicted model, not a curated record